UGUGGCUACCACGGUCACUCAUUUCUGGAGGCACACCGAACAUGCCAUUUUUUUUCAAGCAAAAGGUGUGCAUGAUCAUUUAAGGCCGGAAGCCAAAUCAACUUCAGAAGCCCGGAGAAGUUUAAAAAUCAGGAACUUUGGUAUGUUAGUGUCAAGAGAUGUUUCAUUCAACAACGGCAAGCAAACAAGAAUACGAUGAUCAUAGUAUGAGUAAUGAAUGCAGUUACUCUCGUGGUCGACCACCGACAGAAUCUAUUACUCGCAUCACCGACUGGGAUAUCAACGACUCAAUUAUACCAAAGACUUCAACUUCAAGGAAACAAAAGUCAGUAAACACUCGUAAGAACUAUUUAAGUGUUCAACCCGCCCGAGUAGUUCCCGAUAAUCAAAAUAUAAACCCUAACUGUUCGUGUUUACCACACUGCUGUGUAUGUAACCGCCUCGAGCUACCCGCAACGACCGCCGACACGGGGAUGCCGCAACCGUACGCUUUUGGCGGCGACAACUGGUCGUCGGGUAUGCAACAAUUCACCCGUUUACCGCCGCCCGCCGACCCGUCACCCAUCGACGAUUUUGCUGCCGCGCUUUGGGUCCCGAGGCGUUCGGUCAGCCACAGCCGUGCGCCGCUCUGGCCAACGAUGUGUUCCAAGACGGCCACGACCCGUCGUCGUACACCAACAAGUCACCUACCACUAUGCUGGACCUGGGCCAAUGAUGUCGGUUUGGCCAGCCCAAUCGACUUCAUCGGGGCAAACGCCGACGCGCUGACCGACGCGUCUGUUGACUUCAUGGUGUUGGAUCCCUCGAAAAUGUUAAACAAUAACAAUAAUGACUAUUACAUGGACCCUUAUUGCGCCGGUAUCGCCGUCGAGUCUUCCAGCGACUAUAGCGACUUUUCGCUGAAUUGGUCUCAGUAA
This is a messenger RNA of Adelges cooleyi (spruce gall adelgid), 917 nucleotides long. RefSeq lists its product as uncharacterized. The record is from RefSeq and is a predicted model, not a curated record. NCBI's taxonomy places the organism in Eukaryota, Metazoa, Arthropoda, Insecta, Hemiptera, Adelgidae. Bases 159 to 917 code for a protein of 252 amino acids. The transcript has 4 exons.